Naegleria gruberi is the source of this 3420-nucleotide messenger RNA. RefSeq lists its product as uncharacterized. NCBI's taxonomy places the organism in Eukaryota, Heterolobosea, Eutetramitea, Acrasida, Naegleriidae. The transcript is spliced from 12 exons. The record is from RefSeq and is a predicted model, not a curated record. Gene Ontology annotation, cellular component: plasma membrane. Gene Ontology annotation, molecular function: ATP hydrolysis activity; ATPase-coupled intramembrane lipid carrier activity; magnesium ion binding. Gene Ontology annotation, biological process: phospholipid translocation. Bases 1 to 3420 code for a protein of 1139 amino acids.
AUGCAUAUUGUAGCAGUUAUUUCCAUCUUAUCUUCUGGCUUACUCAACAAUCUACCAGCUCCAAAAGAAUGUUCAUUGAAAAUUAAUGAUGACAGAAAGGAUCGUAAAGAUAGUAACACGAGAAUUGUCUAUGCCAAUGAUGAGAAAUCGAAUAGCAAGUAUAAAUAUGUAAAGAAUCAAAUCACUACAACAAAGUAUACCUAUUUGAAUUUUUUAUUUAAGAAUUUGAUUGAACAAUUUCAGAGAUUUGCUAAUUGUUAUUUCUUAUUUAUGGCAAUUUUGCAGACAAUUCCGACUUUAUCACCGACUGGUCAAUUCACCAAUUCAGUUCCAUUGUGUUUUGGUAUGUUUGUAAUAUUUCUUUUUGUAACAAUGAUAAAGGAUGCAUUUGAAGAUUAUACAAGAAGAAGUUCUGACAAGGUAACAAACAAUCAACGAGCUCAUGUUUUGAGGGGAGAUGAAUUUGUGGAUGUUCUGUGGAAAGAUAUCAAGACUGGUGACAUUUUAAGAGUGGAAAAUAAUGAAGCAUUUCCUUGUGAUUUAAUUUUACUUUCAUCGAGCCACAAUCAAGGAUUAUGCUAUGUGGAAACAUCUGGUUUGGAUGGGGAGAGUAAUUUAAAAAUUAAAAAGUGUCGUAGUGAGACAAUUUCCCUUAAAUCUGCAGAAAUACUCAAUGAUAGUAGGAUGAUUGUGGAAUGUGAAAAACCAAAUAAUAGAUUGUACAAAUUCGAAGGAACAUUAAUGUUAAAUAGUGAAAAGAAACAAAUUGCUUUGGAUACAGAACAAAUUUGUUUACGAGGAUCAUCAUUGAAAAAUACUGAAUUCAUGAUUGGAAUUUCAAUUUUCACAGGAUCAGAUACCAAGUUAAUGAUGAACACCAAAGCAACUCCUCACAAGAUUAGCAAAAUUGAAAGAAUGAUUAACAAAUUAAUUUUACUAGUAUUUGCCUUUGAAAUCAUGCUGGCUCUUGGACUUGAUGGAGGAUAUAUUGCAUGGACCUAUUUUAACACAGACGCUUGGUAUAUUUUCAGUGACCAGAAAGUUAAUAUGGACUAUUUGGCAUGGAAUGGAUUUAAAGGAUUUUGGACUUUUCUGUUGUUAUUGACUGAUUUAAUUCCAAUAUCUUUAUAUGUUUCAAUUGAAACAGCAAAACUUUUCCAAACCAUGAUGAUAAGCAAAGAUUUGAAAAUGUAUAACGAGACAACGGACACUCCUACCAUAGUACGUUCUUCAGCAUUGCAUGAAGAUUUGGGACAGAUCAAUUACAUCUUCUCAGACAAAACUGGAACAUUAACGGAAAAUAAGAUGGACUUUAUGAAGUUUUCAGUUUCUGGAAUUAUGUACGGAACAGGUAUUACAGAAAUUUCUAGAAUAACAGCGAGGAAACAUGGACAAGAGGUUGUGGAUGAACGACCUGCUCAUGUAAGAAAUUCUGAUUUCCAUUUCUACGAUGAAAGAAUUAAUGAUGGAGCAUGGGUGAAACAGGAAAACUCUGCAGAUUUAUUGAACUUUUUCAUAGUGUUGGCCAUUUGUAAUACAGUUAUUCCAGAGGAAAAUGAUGAUAACGAUAUUGUUUAUCAAUCUUCAUCUCCAGAUGAAGCAGCACUUGUCAAGGCAGCAAAAUAUUUAGGUGUAGAACUAGUUAACAAAGCAAUGAACACAAUAACCAUAAGAGUUUUAAAGGAAAUUAGAGAAUACACAUUAGUAGAGGUUAUUGAGUUUUCGAGUGAUAGAAAAAGACAAUCAGUAAUUGUUAAAGAUCCAGAAGGAAGAUUAUUGAUAAUGACCAAGGGUGCUGACUCUGUUGUCUCUAGAUUACUUUGCAACGAGUCCAGAGAGCAAUACGGAAAGGUUACAAUUCAACAUUUAGAUCAUUUUGGUAAUGAAGGUUUGAGAACAAUGAUUUGUGCUCAAAGUUUCCUAGAUGAAGAAGCUUUCAAAAUUUGGCGAGAAGAAUAUGAAAUGGCAAAAAUUUCAAUUGAAAACCGUCAAGAAACUAUUGAACUAGUGGGUGCUAAAAUUGAAACAAAUCUUUCUUUUGUCGGAGCUACUGCAAUAGAAGAUAAAUUACAGCAAGGAGUUGGAGAAACAAUUUAUGAUUUGAGAAAGGCAGGAAUUAAUAUUUGGAUGUUAACCGGUGACAAGUUGGAAACUGCAAUUAAUAUUGGAUAUGCAUGCGACUUGCUAAACUAUGGAAUGAAUGUAUUGAUUGUGGAUGGAAGCUCACUGGAGGAACUUCGAUCUUUCUUUGAGAAGAAUUUGAGUCUCUAUGAAGAUGCUUCUCCAGAGUCCCUAGGGCUUGUUGUUGAAGGAGAAAAGCUAUUGACCAUUUUGGAUGAAGAUCAACAUGGUGACAAACGUACAAGUUUACGAAAUUUAUUCCUUAAUUUGAGUAUCAAAUGCAAAUCAGUUAUUUGUUGCAGAGUUUCUCCAAAGCAAAAAUCUGACAUUGUAUUGUUAAUCAAAAAUAAUGUAACUUGUGUAACGUUGGCAAUUGGAGAUGGUAGUAAUGACGUGAGCAUGAUUCAAAGUGCCAAUGUUGGAAUUGGAAUUUCAGGAAUGGAAGGUUUACAAGCUGUCAAUGCUUCAGAUUAUGCAAUUGGCCAAUUUAGAUUCCUCAAACGUUUAUUACUCGUUCAUGGAAGAUGGAACUAUAGAAGAGUUUCCAAGUUGGUGGUUUAUGUUUUCUACAAGAAUAUUCUCUUCUUCUUAACUCAAUUGUGGUUCAAUAUUUAUAAUGGCUAUUCAGGAGCUUCACUUCAUGAUAAUUGGACAAUAGCACUCUAUAACACAAUUUUCACUGGACUUCCAAUUGUUGCCCUCGCAUUUAUGGAUAGAGAUGUACCUGAUUAUAUUGCUGAAAAGUAUCCAGAACUUUAUUUCCAAGGACAAAAAAACAGAUAUUUCAAUGCCAAAAUAUUCAUUUCAUGGAUUGUGAAUGCAGUAUUCCAUUCUACAAUUUGUUUCUUCAUUCCAUACUAUUGUUUAGUGGAUAGCAAAUUCAUUGAUGGACAAGAUAUUGAUACACAAACUAUUGGAAUUGCAGUUUAUUCCUGUGUUCUGGCUGUAACAUUAUUCAAGUUGGCAAUUGAGACAGCCUCUUGGACCAUUGUACAUUGUCUCUUUUAUUUUGGAUUUUAUCUUUCAUUUCCUGCAUUUGUCUUCUCAUACGGAAGUGUUUAUUAUCUAAUCAAAUGGAGAAUUUUCCUCUCACCUCAAUUUUAUUUCAUUCUAAUGUUGGUUGCCUUUGCAUGUUGCCUUCGUGAUAUUUUCUGGAAAGGUUUUGUGAGAAUGUAUGAUAGAAAUUUCCUCUAUGAGUUACAAGAAAAAAGAAAACAAAUUAGAAAGGAGAUGCAUUGGCCAAAAGGAAUAUUUGUUGAUUCAAAAAAUCAACUUUAUCAUCAAGAUUCCAGUAAUUAA